UUUUUUUUUUUUUCUUUCAGAAGCUCACAUUUCACUAAAAUGUGAGCAGUACACUUUGACUGUUCUAUUUUUCUACUUUAAUGACCUCUUAUGAUAGGCAAAGCUAUUUCAUGCUAGAAAAAUCUGUAAUCUUCAAGUGGGUCCCUUUAUAGAGCUGUUUAUAGUCUUUCAGUGCGUUUGUUUGAAAGUAAAGGGCAUGCAGGUUAAAACCCCCAAGCAUUGCCUUUGUAUUGAGAAGGACUAGAAAAUAAUGUGGAAGAAACCGGGAAUUUUCUGUAAUUCCUUUUUACCGUGCAUGGUGUUUCCUGUGGGAAGAUGGGGAAAGGCUUUCCUGAGGUGUUAUGGUAUAAUAAUUAAGACUUCUGACAGAUAGACUUUCAUUUUCAUCUAUUUAUUUAUUUAUUUACUUAACCAAAAGAAGAAUCAGCUCCAAAUCCACGGAACGCUGCUUGGAGAAAAACCUUUUGGCUAUCCGUGAGGCAUCCGACGCUUUAAGAGCAAAGCUAAGAUUCCGGGAGUCAUUUCCGAUUAUGUAAAGGGAGAUUCUGUGCGUUUGAUCCGCGCCUGCGGCGCUGGCAGCUCCUGUGCCCCGCGCUCCGCCAGCGCCGGGCUCUGCCCCAUCCUCCCCAUCACCGAUUUGAGGCUGGUCCUAAACGAGCCUGGGAGCUUCCCUGAGCCUGGCACGGCGCUCCCAGGGCUGCCCAGGCCAUGGCUGGGGGCACCCCUGGCGCUCCCAGGCAGCCAGGAGCAGAUGCUUAGCCCGCUGCUCCCGCUCCUGCUGCAAGGUGCAGAGGAAGAAAUGACCAUGUAGAUUCUACAGCUUGGGUGCAACAUAAUGGGAAAUGGUGAAUGGAGUGGAGCUGGUCUGCAGCCUUGAGAGCAGCCAUUCUGUGACCUCCAGUCUGUCAGGGACACCCUCCGCGCCAGGGGCAUCCUCCACGUCGCUCGCCGGACACACGCGGGAUUCUUUUUAAUUUCUCCGAUUUGGAAUUCGAGAUUCCUCUCCUUCAAUUUUUAAACAGUUUUAAGAUUGUAUCAACUACAACGAGUGGAGCAAUAUAACCAGCCACAAUGGGUGACAUGACAAAUAGCGAUUUUUAUUCCAAGAACCAAAGAAAUGAGGCCAACCAUGCAGGAGAGUUUGGGUGCACACUGCAGGAACUGCGCUCCCUCAUGGAACUCCGAGGGACAGAAGCAGUAGUAAAAAUUAAAGAGACUUAUGGGGAAACAGAGGGGCUCUGCAGACAUCUGAAGACAUCACCAACAGAAGGAUUAGCUGGCACUGCUGCAGACCUAGAAAAAAGAAAGCUUAUUUUUGGAAAAAAUUUUAUACCUCCAAAGAAGCCAAAAACAUUCAUACAGCUAGUUUGGGAAGCGUUGCAGGAUGUGACUCUUAUAAUCUUGGAAAUUGCAGCCAUCAUAUCUUUGGGGCUUUCCUUUUAUCAGCCACCUGGAGAAGGGAAUGAAGGGUGUGGUACUGCGACAGGAGGAGCUGAGGAUGAGGGGGAGGCCGAAGCUGGCUGGAUUGAAGGUGCUGCCAUCCUUCUGUCUGUCAUCUGUGUUGUCCUGGUCACUGCCUUCAACGACUGGAGCAAGGAGAAGCAGUUCCGGGGGCUGCAGAGCCGCAUCGAGCAGGAGCAGAAGUUCACCGUGGUGCGAGGGGGACAGGUCAUCCAGAUCCCCGUGGCGGAGAUCGUGGUUGGGGACAUUGCACAGGUCAAAUACGGUGACCUUCUACCUGCUGAUGGGAUAUUUAUUCAAGGAAAUGAUCUCAAAAUCGAUGAGAGCUCUUUGACUGGAGAGUCCGACCAGGUCCGCAAAUCCGUGGACAAAGACCCGAUGCUGCUGUCAGGCACCCAUGUCAUGGAAGGCUCUGGGCGGAUGCUGGUGACUGCUGUGGGGGUGAAUUCUCAGACUGGCAUCAUCUUCACUCUGCUGGGAGCUGGGGGAGAAGAGGAGGAGAAGAAAGACAAGAAAGCCAAGCAGCAGGACGGGGCUGCUGCCAUGGAGAUGCAGCCGCUGAAGAGUGCGGAAGGGGGAGAGGGAGACGACAAGGACAAGAAGAAGUCCAACAUGCACAAGAAGGAAAAAUCCGUCCUGCAGGGAAAGCUGACCAAGCUGGCAGUACAGAUUGGCAAAGCAGGUCUGGUGAUGUCUGCCAUCACUGUCAUCAUCCUGGUACUGUAUUUUGCCAUUGACACCUUUGUGGUCAACAAGAAGCAGUGGUUGCCUGAGUGCACUCCUGUCUACGUUCAGUAUUUUGUUAAAUUCUUCAUUAUUGGUGUUACUGUGCUCGUGGUUGCUGUUCCUGAGGGACUCCCACUUGCUGUCACUAUUUCUCUGGCUUAUUCUGUAAAGAAAAUGAUGAGGGAUAACAACCUGGUGCGGCACCUGGACGCCUGCGAGACCAUGGGCAACGCCACGGCCAUCUGCUCGGACAAGACGGGCACGCUGACCACCAACCGCAUGACCGUGGUGCAGGCCUACGUGGGCGACGUCCACUACAAGGAGAUCCCCGACCCCGACUCCAUCCCUGCCAAAACCAUGGAGCUGCUGGUCAAUGCAAUUGCUAUCAACAGUGCUUACACGACAAAAAUUCUGCCACCAGAAAAAGAGGGCGGGCUGCCUCGUCAGGUGGGCAACAAGACAGAGUGUGGCCUCUUGGGGUUUGUCCUGGAUCUGAAGCAGGAUUACGAGCCCGUCCGGAGCCUCAUCCCCGAGGAGAAGCUCUACAAAGUUUACACCUUCAACUCCGUGAGGAAGUCCAUGAGCACGGUCAUUAAAAUGCCAGACGGCAGCUUCCGCAUGUACAGCAAAGGAGCCUCCGAGAUUGUUCUCAAGAAGUGUUCCAGGAUCCUCAACGCCGCUGGGGAACCGCGGAUCUUCAGACCCCGCGACAGGGACGAGAUGGUGAAGAAAGUGAUCGAGCCCAUGGCCUGUGAUGGGCUGAGGACCAUCUGUGUGGCCUUCAGAGACUUCCCCAGCAGCCCCGAGCCCGACUGGGACAACGAGAACGAUAUCUUAUCUGACCUGACUUGCAUCUGUGUCGUUGGCAUUGAAGACCCAGUAAGGCCAGAGGUGCCAGAAGCCAUCCGGAAGUGCCAGCGAGCCGGGAUCACCGUGCGCAUGGUCACCGGGGACAACAUCAACACUGCGCGUGCCAUCGCCAUCAAAUGUGGCAUCAUCCACCCUGGAGAGGACUUCCUCUGCCUCGAGGGGAAGGAGUUCAACAGGAGGAUCCGAAAUGAGAAGGGAGAGAUCGAGCAGGAACGGAUUGACAAAAUCUGGCCAAAGCUCCGGGUGCUUGCUCGCUCUUCCCCCACGGACAAACACACUUUGGUGAAAGGUAUUAUUGACAGCACACAGGUGGAACAGAGGCAGGUGGUAGCUGUGACUGGGGAUGGAACCAACGAUGGACCAGCACUUAAAAAAGCUGAUGUUGGCUUUGCAAUGGGCAUUGCGGGCACGGACGUGGCCAAGGAGGCCUCGGACAUCAUCCUGACGGACGACAACUUCAGCAGCAUCGUCAAGGCCGUCAUGUGGGGCCGCAACGUCUACGACAGCAUCUCCAAGUUCCUGCAGUUCCAGCUCACGGUCAACAUCGUGGCUGUCAUCGUGGCCUUCACCGGCGCCUGCAUCACCCAGGACUCCCCCCUGAAGGCCGUGCAGAUGCUGUGGGUCAACCUGAUCAUGGACACGUUCGCCUCGCUGGCGCUGGCCACGGAGCCGCCAACCGAGGCACUGCUGCUGCGCAAACCCUACGGCCGCAACAAGCCGCUCAUCUCCCGCACCAUGAUGAAGAACAUCCUGGGCCACGCCGUCUACCAGCUCACCCUCAUCUUCACCCUGCUCUUUGUCGGUGAGAAAAUGUUUAAGAUUGACAGUGGGAGGAACGCCCCUCUUCACUCUCCUCCUUCUGAGCACUACACCAUCAUCUUCAACACCUUUGUCAUGAUGCAGCUCUUCAACGAGAUCAAUGCCCGCAAGAUCCACGGCGAGAGGAACGUCUUCGACGGCAUCUUCAGAAACCCCAUUUUUUGCACUAUUGUCCUGGGCACAUUCGCCAUUCAGAUAGUAAUUGUCCAGUUUGGAGGAAAACCAUUCAGCUGUUCUCCCCUGCAGCUGGACCAGUGGAUGUGGUGUGUAUUUAUUGGAUUAGGAGAGCUGGUGUGGGGUCAGGUCAUUGCAACCAUCCCAACAAGUAGGCUAAAGUUUUUAAAGGAGGCAGGGAGGCUCACUGAGAAGGAGGAGGUCCCUGAGGAAGAGCUCAAUGAAGAUGUUGAAGAAAUAGAUCAUGCAGAGAGAGAGCUCCGACGUGGACAAAUCCUCUGGUUCCGAGGGCUCAACAGAAUCCAAACCCAGAUCCGCGUCGUGAAGGCAUUCCGUAGCUCUCUCUAUGAAGGUUUAGAAAAACCAGAAUCUAGAACCUCUAUUCACAACUUUAUGACUCAUCCUGAAUUUAGGAUAGAAGAUUCCCAGCCCCACAUCCCACUCAUUGAUGACACAGACCUAGAAGAAGACCCUGCUCUCAAGAAAAACUCGAGUCCACCGUCCUCGCUGAACAAGAACAACAGUGCUAUCGACAGUGGAAUCAAUCUUACAACUGAUACAAGUAAAUCAGCUACCUCUUCUAGUCCAGGAAGCCCAAUACAUAGCCUGGAGACAUCACUUUAGCUGAAAAGGCCACUGCAAAAAGAAAAAAAAAAAAAGAAAUAUAAAAAGUUAAAGUAAAAUAAAAUAAGAAACCCCACAGCAACCGAGAUAUAUAAAUAUAUAUAUUAAAAACAUUGCUGGCUGAAAAGCUGUUUGAACUCUUAUUCACUCUGAGACAAGUGAAUGAAUUGUUGAUCACAAUGGUUCUGGGGAAAGAAUGAAUGGCUGAUUUACAUACCCCCCAUUCCCUUUCAGAAAAACAAAAACAAAAAAAAAAUCCUCCUGCAUGAAUGUACUGUACACUGCUGGCCCUUCUUUCUCUCUUUUUGUUUGUUUUUAUUUCCUUUUUGGUUUUUUUUUUCUUUUGUUUUUUUCCUCCUUAAGCAGGAACUGCAGAGGACUUCUUUCUGAGGCUAUUUAUCCAAUUCACUGGUCUGUGAGUUUUUGAAAUGCUUGUGUGGCAUGGACUCAAUUGUAUAGAUUAAUUUAAAUAACUUUUUUGAAGUUGCGAAGCUUAACUUGCACAGUAGAUUUGCACCAGUUGGACAGAGGAACUUAAACAUUUAUGAGACUAUAUAUAGAGAUAUAUACAUAUAAGUAUAUAGAUAAUUAAUUAUAUAUAUGUAUAUAUCUAUCUAUAUAUAUAUAGUUAUAUAUAUAUAAAGUUUCUUUGUUGGCAUGUUGCCUUGUUUCUGCUCAAAUUGCUCUGACUAUUUUAACUUAUUUAUGUCCUAAAAAAGAAUGUAAUUUGUUUACAAACCUGUAGAUAAUAUCCUUAACUAUUUGUAGGGUUAAGAAAGCACUUCCUGCCGAAGUAGUAUAAAAAUGGCUCAGCUCAGCUCAUUGAAAAUGUCUGUACUCUCGCACCCUGGAUAUUUUAUUACAACCGUGCUCUGAUUUCUGCCUGAUUUCUUUUUUGGGGUUUUUUUUUGGUCUUUUUUUUUUUUUUGUUAAUAAUGUAGAUACUGCUAGUAAAUAACAAAAGAAGCCAAAAUAUAACACAUUGGAUGUAGCAUUGUGAUCCUAUAUACAGGGAGGUAAACCAGGCUUCCUUUGUUUCAAAUAAAAAUCAAAAUGAUCAGGUUCUCUCCUUUUAUUUUUUUCCUUCCUUCCCUCUGAUAAUCUGCUUGAACUCGUUUUGGUGCAACAUACAAUAAUGGAGGCUAUUUCAUUCUUCAGACAUACAGCAAUGGCUUCGGAAACUAUUUUUAGAGAGACAUUAAAUGAGUUUAUAAUUUGAAAUAACUUAUAUUUGGUUUGUCUAUAUGGAGAUAAAAGAAAUGUUAAAAUCUUGUGAUAUACUGUGUUAAUCCUUUUCAAUUAGUACUUUAGGCAUUUAUUUCCUUAUUAUUUGCAAAGUACGGGCUGUUGGCAUUUUGGAUGAAAAUCACUGUAGGUUGUUGCUUUGAUUUUUUUUAAACAAAAAUAUAAUUUCUGAACUAUUAGGACUGAACAAAUCUUUAUUAAUUGUGUAUUGAGAUGUGCUUUGUGUGAUUUUUUUUUAAUCAAGCUUGUGUUCCUGCAGUAACACAGUAAUACAUUAUUUUACCUUGAGCUUUCUACCAAGAAAGCUGCUUUGAAAACCUGCAGUAUGGAAGGCGACAAACAUUUUUCAAGAUGGUAACAGCCCUAAAGACGUAAAAAUUAUGAGCUUAUACAAUUGCUAUGUUAACCACUUGAAUGCUAAGCACUUUGUGGAUCACAGAUUUUUCAUAAAUAAUUUUUGUAUUUAAUAUAAAGUUUGCUUGGAGACUUUUCAGCAUAUGAUUUUUUCCAUAACUGUACAGUGCAAAAGACAUUUGGAGUUCCACAAUCGAUUAUGCCAGGCGUGUCGGAACAAAACACUCUCCAACCCUCUCGAUCCGUUGAGUCGUUAAGGUGUCUUUCUGGUUGUCCUAAAGUUGGCUCCAUAGAGUGGUGCAUCUCUGCAGUCACAGCAGCUUAACCAAGCCAGAACUCUCCAAACCAAGCUUAGACUCAUGGCCAAACUGCAGACUGACCCCGAUUUCGGGGUGCAUCAGGACUCUCAGCAGGUAAAGCUCUGAGCAGUUCCCUUGCCGGCGGCCGGACCCCAUGCUGGGAGCGCCGCUGGCUGGGCUCAGCCUCAGCCCCGUGGCACUGGCAGGUGCCCAGGGGAGCAGGGCACUGCCAGGCACCAGCCACGGCAGGAAGGUGCUCUGUACCCGGGGGUUCCCCUGCACACCCGCAGCGGCUCCCCAGCGCCUCGGGCAGCUCUGGCCAGAAGACAAAAGCGGUAUCUAUUGACAGGGAAGCCUCUAGCUUUGGACUUGAACAUCUACAGAAGCUAUUAAUACUGGAACGGUUUCUUUUCAGCAUCUUAACACACUGACUGUUUGCCUUUUUGUUUUCCAACACUCUUCAUAUGUUUUCUCGGUUCCAUUUUUUUUUUUAUUUUUGAAUUUUUUCCUGUAGGAGUACCCCUCCCUAAGGUACCAUUCGCAGACUUGAAAACUGUUAAGAAAAUGAACACUGCAUUCUGUGUAUAUAUAGUAAAACAUAUAUAAACUGAGAUGCAUAGAAAACUUGGGCUUUUGUGAGCAGAGACUGUGCUUUAUGUAUAUGAUAAAUGAUAGACUUUUUUUUUUUUUUAAAGCAGAAUAGCUAUGACCUUUCAACUACAAGUCGUGCAUCACAAUUCCUUUCUUUUAUUGCUUGACCUCUCUGUGAUGGGAACAAUGGAUCAAAAACCAAAAUGAUCAGUUUGUUAAAAUUCCCUGCAAUAUAUAAAUGCUCGCUCUCUACGUACUGUACUUAGCAGCAUGAGAUUUGUGGACAACAAUACAGUGGUACAUUGGCAAUCCAUCCCACUAGGGGUUAUUAAUAUAUGUUCAUUCAUCUGUUUUUAUGAAUUUUUUUAUCUAGACAAUAAUUGUAAAUAAAGAACUUACUCUGUCUGUUCAUUUAAUACUAUGCAAAAGGUUAUGCUUUCUAUUGUUAUUCUUAUUCCUACAGUGUGAUGCUGGAAUGUUUGUGGUUUCAAAAAAAAAAACAAACAAAAAAGACAAAAGUAAGUAAAAUAUGUGAUGUAAAUUAUUUUAUAGUUUGAAACAAAAUGAUAAAGAUUUACUCUUGCUGCUUUCUGUCUAAUAGAUCUCUCUUGGCAGGAGCACAAGUGGAAAAUUUAAAGAAAUAAAUUCACGAAGCAGCAUGAACAAUAA
This is a messenger RNA of Taeniopygia guttata (zebra finch), 7832 nucleotides long. RefSeq names its product ATPase plasma membrane Ca2+ transporting 2 (gene ATP2B2). NCBI's taxonomy places the organism in Eukaryota, Metazoa, Chordata, Aves, Passeriformes, Estrildidae. Gene Ontology annotation, biological process: regulation of cytosolic calcium ion concentration; calcium ion transmembrane transport. Gene Ontology annotation, cellular component: plasma membrane; intracellular membrane-bounded organelle; postsynaptic density membrane. Gene Ontology annotation, molecular function: ATP hydrolysis activity; PDZ domain binding; ATP binding. The record is from RefSeq and is a predicted model, not a curated record.